AGAACGUAAACAAAUUUUCUUUUUUGCCAUUUCUGCAAUUUUCCUGCAGGAUUUUUCCUUUUUUUAUCGUAUUUCCCGUGAUAUCUCUUACAGCAUUAAAGUAUGAAUAAGUUAGUAAUCUUUUAAACUAAUCAGCGGUAUUAUUAGUUUUAUUGUAAUUGUGAAAAAAUGGCGAGGAAUUCAAGAAAAGACAACCAGGAUGUUCUCAGUGAAGAUGAUGAGUAUACAAGUCAGGAUUGGAUAGAGUACCUUGCGGAUAGUCAAGUGGAUGAUAAGAAUGAAUCCUUUAGACAACACUGCCACUACUGCGAAAAGGAAUUCUUUACUGCCAGGAAGCGCUUGUCCCAUGAGAGAUUCUGCAAAAAUGGCUCCAUUGAGAGAUUCUCAUGUACUGAAUGUGGCCUGAACUUCCAACUGCAGCAGUGUCUCAGAAAACACGAAAAACGUCACGAGGAACCAGGAGGAUUCCCCUGUUGCUCAUGCGAUGCCAGAUUUAUAUCCUUCACAGAUCGUUUGCAGCACAGGAAUGCCGAACAUCGAUUGUUUCGCUGUCAAAUCUGCCUGGUCAGGUGUACGAGUUCAGCAGACUAUGUUACUCACAUCAUGACUUCCCACAGCGACUGCAAGUGUGCUGUUAAAGCUUCCACAGCAAAGGAGAAGAAAUCUCCAAAGAGGAAGUCAAAGCUUUCCUGUGAAAAAUGUGGCGUAAAGUUCCGAAAUCGGACUAAUCUGGAGAAUCACGUACAAAGUCUGGCCUGUGAGAAGCCCUACAAAUGUGCUGAAUGUGGCAAAUCCUUUUCCUUCCAAGUUAGUCUCAUAACGCAUGCAGCUCAGCACGGAGGAGUACAUCCCAGUUCAUGUGAUCGAUGUGGUCAGAACUUCACUGGGUACGAUCAACUAAUUCAACAUCGAAGAGCAAAUCCCUACACUUGUGGUCUUCCGCAGGAGAAGAAACGAAACACGAGGAAUAGUGGAAAGGUUAAAAAGAUCCCGGAGAAGGAAGAUGUGGGGCAGAAAAUUGAGGAUUUCGAUGCAGGAGAUGAGGAAGAGAAACCUCAAAUUGAGCUGUUCAAUGGAGUCGUCAAGAAGGAACCUUCUCCAGAGACAAUUCUCUUCCAGAACCUCGAAGACGUGGAUUUGGACGAUGAUGUUCCACUUUCACAGCUUAAGAGUCAAGCAGGCGUUACGCAGAGUCCGGAAGUUAAUAUGAAGACAGAAGAAACCUCAAAUAGGCAACUCCGGAAGAAGAAUAGAGAGAAUAAAGUUUACUCUGAGGAUUCAGCUGAUGGAAUGGAUUUAUUCGACUUCAGCGGUCCUCCUGAAUCUCCACCGAGUUGCUUUACAACAGACUCAGACUCGGAGUACGAAGAGAAGCGGAAGAAGACGGCAUCCAGUGGUGGACAGCCGGAAGCCAGUCGAUUUCCUGACUACAAAUGCACCAUCUGCCCCAAGGUUUACUGCUACCAGCGCAAAUUGGUCAUUCACCUGAGAUCUGAGCACAAUAUUGACAGUGAUGACGACAAUUGGCCCCUGGAACGUCCCAGCAAGACAAACUACACACCCCGGGAGCGGAAGCACGAGUGUAAGUACUGCAAGAGAGUCUAUGCCAAUCAAUCAUCCCUAGCGCGGCAUGUUAAAUGUCACGGACCCAAUGGGGAGCUCCUUUUCCGGUGCAAGACGUGCAAGGGAUACUUUGAUACCGAAGAGAAUCUUAAGGAGCACCGGGAUACCUAUCACAAGGAUAAGAUUAUGUGCAAUAUCUGCAAUAAAUCCUACGCUGGGGAGCACAAUCUCAAGACGCACAUCGAGCUGCGGCACACAAAGACUAAAACAAUCAAGAAGAUGUCCUACCUCUGUGGGAAAUGCGGGAAGAAUUUCACCUCCAAGACUGCCCUGCUGGAUCAUGAGCGAUCAGACUGCGGCAAGAAACCCAUCUAUCAGUGUGAUGUGUGCAAGAAGUUCUACCACAGCGCUGGUUCCCUGAAAGGCCAUAAAACACUCCAUACAAAAGUUCGGCCGUUCCUCUGCAAGUACUGCGGGAAGCCCUACAGGACUCCGGGACAGAUGAGGGAACACGAGAGGGUACACACGGGGGAAAGACCACACAAGUGCACGUACUGCCCGAAGGCAUUCAGCCACAGGGGAAGCCUUCUGACGCAUCUCUCGCUACACACGGGCUUCAAGAGAUUCAUGUGCAGUGGAUGCGGGCAGCGUUUUACGUGCAUCUCCAACCUCCAGGCACACCGGAAGAGUCAUGCAGACACGUGCGGUCUGGUGCCGAAUUGCACGAAAGCCAUAGGGCGGAUGGAAGCAUACAUUUUACCCCAGAAGGAGGAUGAUAUGGAUCAUAAAUAGCUGCCCCAUUCAAUAUUUUUUUUAAUUUAAUUAACUUCCAUAGUCUCUAUUAUAUAUUAAUUGUGUAAUUGCGCAUAUUUUAAGUGUCCAUAAAUAAUUUAGAAA
Molecule: messenger RNA, 2460 nt
Organism: Lutzomyia longipalpis
Lineage: Eukaryota; Metazoa; Arthropoda; Insecta; Diptera; Psychodidae
Product: zinc finger protein 160-like
Exons: 3
Coding region: 169-2355 (728 amino acids)
Biological process (GO): regulation of transcription by RNA polymerase II
Cellular component (GO): chromosome
Molecular function (GO): chromatin insulator sequence binding
Source: RefSeq, a predicted model, not a curated record